Messenger RNA from Antechinus flavipes (yellow-footed antechinus), 3627 nucleotides. RefSeq names its product P2Y receptor family member 10 (gene P2RY10). The record is from RefSeq and is a predicted model, not a curated record. Gene Ontology annotation, biological process: phospholipase C-activating G protein-coupled receptor signaling pathway; positive regulation of Rho protein signal transduction. The transcript has 2 exons. Gene Ontology annotation, cellular component: membrane. Bases 225 to 1208 code for a protein of 327 amino acids. Gene Ontology annotation, molecular function: G protein-coupled receptor activity. NCBI's taxonomy places the organism in Eukaryota, Metazoa, Chordata, Mammalia, Dasyuromorphia, Dasyuridae.
CAGCCAUAGAGGCUGGCCACAGGAGGAGGAGGGGCCUUGGCGAACCUGGGACCUGAAAGCUUUCCUGAGGGUUCUGCUCUCAGACGAGCUCUUCUACCAGAGUAGGGAAACGACCCCGGCAGCUGCUGAAGAGCACAGAGACGAAGGAGCUGCCUAGGCUCAGAAGGACAAGCAACAGGAAUCACACCCAGUUUCUCUUUAAUGAGCACACAUCCACAGACAAAAUGGGCAGCAAUGGCACAAGCAAUACAGUCAACAACUGCAGUAACACGAAUGUAACGUUUCAGUACUCACUUUAUGCAGCCACAUAUAUUGUGAUCUUCAUCCCUGGCCUUUUGGCCAAUAGUGUAGCCCUGUGGGUCUUGUGCCGCUUCAUCAGCAAAAAGAACAAGGCCAUCAUCUUCAUGAUCAAUAUGUCUGUGGCUGAUCUCGCCCAUGUUCUCUCACUACCACUGCGAAUCUAUUACUACAUUAACCACCACUGGCCAUUCCAGGAAUUCCUGUGCCUUCUCUGUUUCUACCUGAAGUACCUCAACAUGUAUGCGAGUAUCUGCUUCCUGACUUGCAUUAGCCUGCAACGAUGCUUCUUCCUAAUCAAACCUUUCAAGGCCCGAAACUGGAAGCGCAGGUAUGAUAUGGCCAUCAGUGCUGCCAUCUGGAUUGUCGUUGGGACUGCCUGCUUGCCCUUUCCUAUCCUGAGAAGUGUUAGCCUGACCAACAAGUCCCAAUGCUUUGCUGACCUGGGAUACAGGCAGAUGCAGAUGGCAGCCUCAGUGGCAGUGAUCACAUUGGCUGAACUGGCUGGCUUUGUGGUUCCUGUUGUCAUCAUUACCUGGUGUACCUGGAAGACAGUGAUAUCUUUGCAGCAUCCACGUGUGACCUGUGAAGGGGACACUGAGAAGCAGAAAGCUCUUCGAAUGGUCUUCAUGUGUGCUGGAGUCUUCUUUAUCUGUUUCAUACCCUACCACAUAAACUUCCUUUUUUAUACCUUGGUGAAGGAAAAAGUUAUCACUAGCUGCUCUAUCAUUCAAAGCACACUUUAUUUCCACCCUUACUCCUUGUGCCUUGCAAGUCUAUGUUGCUGCUUAGAUCCAAUCCUGUAUUACUUCACGACUUCUGAGUUCCGUGACCAACUCUCCCGCCAUGGUAGUUCAGUGAUCCGAUCCCGGCUUAUGAGUAGGGAGAGUGGCUCUUCAAUGGUGAGCUAAGUAAGCCUAUCUCCAAAACCUUGCUUUUCUCUUAUAUUCUUUAGCUUGCACCUAAAGCCAAAGUAAUAGCCAAAUUGUAGAUGGAGUUACUGAAUGCUUAGUAUAAGGGCAAUGUUCAUAGAAGGAGGCAGAGAUAUUGUUUGUCUGAACUAUUUUUGUUCUGAAAUUGAGGACUCUUAUUUACGAAAACAAGAUUAAAGCCUGACAUGUUUCGGAUGGAAGAAAAAAGUUGUUGCCAUCUCGCUGAAAAUGUUUUCAGUAAAUUGUCAUAAUUUCACCCAGUGUGUAUAUUCUUUUUUUAAAACAUAUUUUUUUUCAUUGUACAUAUUUCUUUUCUGUAGAAAAAAGCCCAGAAGCCUAUCUUGAAUUACUUUUUAGGUGCCAAUGCUCAUUCCCUUCCUUUUAUAUAAUGUGGAUGAAAAAAGCCAGUCUCUUAGAUGUGAGGAUUAUAUAAGCAAAGGGGAAAAAACAAUAGAUAAAAUUUGGCCCCUAGUUCCUUUUUUGGGGGAAGAAAAAGGAGAUUGGACCUUAUCCCAUCUCAUCUAGUUGAUACAAUUCAGUGGAUGAGAAUCCAGCUCUUCACUUUGCCCACGAAGACACAGACCAAAACUGGGUCAGCAUAUCUGAAUAUGACUUGAAUGGUGUAUACCAGUUUGCCUGUGGUCAUUGCACUGGUCCUUCUGGGAGUAGAACUGGUUCUUUGUCUCUUAGUUGACUCAAGACAUACAAGUUUUUCUGAUAACGUCCCAUUCUGUAGUGCUCACAGAUCUCGUCCUAAAGAUUCAAGCAAUCCAUUCCUUAAAAGGGAUAUCUCACUUUAAAUAUGGCCCCUUAGGUAUUUCAUUAAAUCAUUGAUACAACUAUGGCCCAAAGGUUCAAGCUCAUUAACCUGACUUGGGAAAAAGAAAAAGAAAAACUGAUAAUUUUAAUUAAAUCAGAUAUAUCUCAGACUUAACUCUUUCACUCUACACACACAUGCUUAUUUGCAUAUAGUGAGGGGCCUAUACGGUAAAGCUAUUUGCUCAGGUAUACUGGUACAACAGCAGAGAAGCCCAAGGAGAGAGGCAUAAUAGACAAAUUAGUUUCUGACCAGAAGGCAUGUGAUAGGAGUAUAACUAACGAGAUUUCAUUUUUUAAAAAUACAAUGUUAUUGAUCUCUUUUUUUUUAUUUAAUAUUUCUUGAUAUGCAAAGUGAAGUGCCUUGUACAUAUUGUUGUUAUUUAGUUCUGUUUGACUCUUCAUGACCCUGUAGACCAUAGUAUUUCAAUACUGUGCAGAGAUUGUUCUUGGCAAAGAUACUGGAGUAUUUUUGCCAUCUCCUUCUCUAAUGCAUUAAGGAAAACUGAAGUUGAAUGAUUUGCCCAGAGUCAGAUAUGGAGUAAAUAUCUGAGGCUGGAUGUAAACUCAACACGGCUUGAUUCUGGGCCCAGCAUUCUAUCUAUUGAGCCACCUGGAUGCCUCUACAUUGCACAUUAUGCAUACUUAAUAGAUGCUUCUUCAUUCAUUCAUUCAUUCAUUCAUUCGUCUACUACUCUUCCUCUGGUAGUAUUUUCCUUUGUUAAGAAGUAAUCUACCUGCCUGUACAAGGAGGGAUUGAUUUUCUGAUGUGGAUAAAUACCCAUAGAGAAGCUCCAUAAGUGCUGUGGACAAUAUAAUUGGCUUUGGAAAAUGAUUUUCAUUUUGAUUUAUAAGUUCUGACAUAUUUAUAAAUAUAUCAUGGGACCUCGAGCAAGUCACAAUUUGCCUGGGUCUCAGUUUUCUCAAAUUAAAUGUAUUGGACUAAGUGACUUAUAAAGUUGCUUCCAUAUGUAAUGUAAAUCUAUGAUUUUCUGGUUUUGACAACUUAGUCAUUCUUGAAACUCCUUUGAAAUGGCAAAGAGUGAUGUGUGGAGGACUUUUGACGAUGAUGAAAAACACUUCAGAUUUUGUGGCUAUAAGCUUUAAGUUUGUCCACCAUUCAAGGCCAAAUUUUUAGGGUUGGAUUUUUUUUGACCCUGAAAAAAGGCAGCAGCGGAUGGCUGAUGCAGUAACUGAGGAAGCAAAUACAUAUAUUUUUAAAGAGAUGUGUACCUUGCAUUACGUUGUGGCAUGAGACAGACUUUCCUGGUUUCAUUUCUCCACGAACGUUCCAGUGGUAUCUAGCAUCCCCAAGAUGCCCAUCAACAUCUUCCCCAAGAAGCUCUUCCAGAAUUCCAUCACCCUGUUAUGAUAGUCCCACCUUUUGACUGGUCAGAAUAAUAAGGCAGAAAUUGUGAAGAAAUACAGUAACAACUUUGUGCAGUGAUGUAUUAUAUUCAAUCAAUUAUAUGUUAUUGUUAAUUGUUGCUUUUUGGUUUGUACACGUUUUAGAAAGCUUUUUAAUAUUCAGUUUCAAGAUACAACACGGUGUAUAUUUCAUUAAAUAGUUGAUAAAGCACAA